This is a messenger RNA of Brassica napus (rape), 2023 nucleotides long. RefSeq names its product ankyrin repeat-containing protein BDA1. NCBI's taxonomy places the organism in Eukaryota, Viridiplantae, Streptophyta, Magnoliopsida, Brassicales, Brassicaceae. The record is from RefSeq and is a predicted model, not a curated record. The transcript is spliced from 2 exons. Gene Ontology annotation, molecular function: protein phosphatase regulator activity; protein phosphatase 1 binding. The coding region runs from base 3 to 1295 and encodes 430 amino acids. Gene Ontology annotation, cellular component: plasma membrane.
AAAUGGAUGCUUUUGAGACUCAUCAACCGAGAGAGAUCGCGACUCAUCCUCUGCAUAACUCCUUUAGUCCCAGGAGUGAAGAGUAUGUCGUGGCCGGGAAGUUUCCACGGGAGAGGUCAUCAGUCUUUGAUUUGGACAAAGAUGGUUCUAGCCCUCUGCAUGCGGCUGCAGCAGCCGGCCAAGUAGAGACCGUGAGGGCAAUUUUGGGAAUCGACAAGAAACUUUGCAGGCUUAAAGGUAGAGAUGGAAAGACUCCACUUCAUGUGGCAGCGAUGAGAGGCAAAACCGAUGUGAUCAGAGAGAUUGUCUCCAGCUGCGUUGAUUGCGUAGAAGAUGAGACGGUUCAAGGUCAAACUGCUUUGCAUCUCGCUGUUAUGCACCAAGAGAUCGGAGCGGUGGUAGCUAUUGUUGAGUUGAUCACGGAGAUGAAUCAAAUUGAAGUGUUGUACAAGAAAGAUGAACAGGGUAACACUGCUCUUCAUCUAGCUACCUGGAGAAAAAAUCGCCAGGUGAUUGAAGUGUUGGUUGAGGCAAUACCAGAAGAGUCUAAGACAUUUGAGGUGAAUGCAAUGAACAAGAUGGGUCUCUCUGCACUGGAUUUGCUGGUUAUGUUUCCGAGCGAAGCAGGCGAUAGAGAAAUCUAUGAGAAACUUAUCCAAGCUGGAGCUCAAAGAGGGAGCGAUAUAGGUACCACCACCAAUAUCCAAAGAACCACUUCUUUAACUUCCGCUUGCCAAGAGAGAGCAAUGGAGUCACAAAGCCAUAAAGAUCUCGUGAAAUACUUCACUUUCAAAAAGCACAGAGACUCGCCAUCAGAGGCACGCAGCGCUUUACUGGUGGUGGCUUCGCUCGUCGCGACAGCCACCUUCCAGGCCAGCCUGACUCCACCAGGUGGAACCUGGCAAGAUAGCUACACACCUGAUGUUUCCCAGAACGCAACUAGCCAACAACCUCAUAUAGCAGGGCAGUCUAUCAUGGGGACAUUCAACGGAAUCGCUUUCACUUUGUUCGUCUUCUUUAACACGAUUGGGUUUUCGGUUUCGCUGUCUAUGCUGAAUAUUCUCACCCUCGGGUUCCCGUUGCGGUUCCAGCUUCAGAUCUGUAUGAUGGCUAUGUACUUCUCCCACAACACGGCCAUGACCAGCGUGGCGCCUGAUCAUGUGAAGCUUUACUGCGUUCUCAUCACGUCCAUCCUUGCUGCUGCCACUCCAGCUUUGAUGAGGUUGCUUGAGAAGCCUAUUCCCAUGCUCUGUCAAUUAUGGGACUCCAUGUUACAGAAAAUCUGUUGUCAGUAGAUAAUAUUUCAUGUAGAGGUUUUGUAACAUAAAAAGCCAGUUCAUUAUCUAUCUUCUCCUAAUCAUGUUGUAAAGUAAUGAAAAGAAGAGACCCAAAUAUUUCAGUUACAAGCCAUCAUAUUAAACCAAAAACAAUUCGAAGAGAACCAAAAUUAAAUCGUACCGAGCUUAAACCAAAACAUCAGCGAGAACUAACGGGCCGAAAAUGGGCCUCUAAGGAAGACCUAGCUAAAACCCUAACUAACUCAUCACACUAUAUAAAUAGAUUGCAAUCGCCGUAUGCUUGUAUCAUCAAAUUUCAAUUCAAUUCAUCAUCAGUGCAUCUUGUUUACGAUUCCAUGAAUAGUUUUUUUUUUUUUCUGGUUUAAAUGCUGUUCUCUUUUGAUUGAUUCGUUUUCUUUUGGUCGAUCAUCUUUUUCCAUUAUAAAAAAAAAAAGAUAGAGAAGGCAGUGACGACUCGGAAAUAUUCAAGCUCAACAGACCGGAAUUAGGCGUUUCUUUCGAGACUCGUUUCUGUGUCGAUAAUCCCGCUGAACUGAGCCUUCUUGAUUUUACUCGCUUUGAUUUUGAAAUAUCGAUUUAUGUUUUAAUGAAUUGGAGAUGACGAUGAGGAUAUAAUGCUCCCUCUUCUGAGUUCAGCUGAAGUAACUUGCUGGCAGAAUCGAACCUAAUAUCACUAGCCACCACUGAGUCAUCUCCUUCCAAUAUAAAUAUUGUUUUUUCCACCA